GCUAACCUUUCCCUUCUUAGAGAAAUCUGUCUGACCCCUCCUUAAGUCUUCAGGUCCCACAUCACCAUUUAAAAUGGAUAUCGACAUCGAGUGCCAGGAGUUGAGUGGGUCCAGGUGGACUGAGCUUGUUUCUUCCAUGAAAGAUUGCAAAGCCAUCAGGCUGGAUUACUGCAAGCUCUCCAGGAGUCAUUGUGAAGAUCUUUGCUCUGUCCUCAGUACAAACCAGUCCCUGAAAGAGCUGAAGUUGGAUCAUAAUGAGCUCAAGGAUGAGGGUGUGGAAGUACUGUGUAAAGGGCUGCUGACACCAAGCUGUAACUUGGAGUUGCUGUGGCUGGACAACUGCAACCUAACAGGUGCCUGCUGUGAGAUUCUCCGCUCUGUUCUCAGUGCAAAACCGUCUCUGACAGACCUGCACCUAGGCAGGAACAAGCUAGAAACCUCUGGAGGAAAAGUGCUCUGGCAAGGGUUGCUGGAUCCCAACUGCAAGGUACAGAGUCUCAUGAUGAGGUCUUGUGAGCUCAGAGGGGAUAAUGCUGAGAUGCUUACAUCCAUUCUGAGCAAGGCCACCCUGAAGAAACUGGACAUAAGUAACAAUAAACUGGGAGAUGCAGCAAUAAAACAGCUGUGCCAGGGACUGAUGAAUCCAAACUCUAACUUGCAGUUACUACAUCUGGAGAACUGUGACACAACAGCUGACAGCUGUGGGGACCUAGCCACAGUUCUCAGUACAAAGCCUCUUUUGUUACAUCUGGCUGUGGGUGAAAACAAUAUUGGAGAUGCAGGCCUCACUCUGCUGUGCAAGGGACUGGUGCAUCCCAACUGCAAUAUACAGAAGUUGUGUCUGGAGAACUGUGGCAUGACGGCUGAUAGCUGUGGGGACCUGGCCACUGUUCUCAAUACAAAACCUUCUCUGCUAGAUUUGGCUUUGGAUAACAAUAAUAUUGGAGAUGUAGGCCUAGGUCUGUUGUGCAAGGGACUGAUACAUCCCAACUGCAAUAUACAGAAGCUGUGGUUAUGGGAAUGUCAUUUCACAGCUGUAGGUUGUAAGGAUCUUGCCAAUGUCAUUGGUACAAAAGAGUCCCUCAGAUGAAUGAGCCUGACUUUGAAUGAGCUGGGAGAUGCAGGAAUGGAAAUGCUGUGCCAAGGACUGAAGGACCCAAAAUGCAAACUCCAGUUUCUGUCGCUAAAAGAGUGUGGCCUCACCAGUGCCUGUUGUGAGAGCCUCCGCUCCAUUCUCAGCACAAAACAGUCCUUGAAACACCUGGAAAUAGGCUCAAACAGGCUAAAAGAUGAAGGAGCAAAACUGAUCUGUGAGGGACUGCUGGACACUAACUGCAAUUUGGAGACCAUAUGGUGGGGGGACAGCGAGCUCACCGCUGCUUGUUGUGACAGUCUUGCUGCUGUCAUCAGUACCAAGCAGUGCCUUAGAUACCUGGGGCUGGAUGUUAACAGGCUGGAGAAUGAAGGUGUAAGGAAGCUAUGCGAAGCUGUGAGAAGCCCCAACUGCAAACUGAAGUACCUAAUGUUGUAUGACAUCUACUGGAGUUCUGAAGUGGAGGCUGAAUUGCGAGCCCUGGAGGAAUCCAAGCCUGGACUGAAGAUAAUUUUCUGAGUCCACUCUUUGUGCCCAACUGCCCCCUUCAUCUGAACUGUUUUCCUUGAAAGAUAGUCAAUGAAUCACCUCUAGAAUAUACUUUUACCAAAAAAAUGGAAUUUUUGUGGAACAAGUUGUUUCCCAGUUCUCUGGAGAAACAUCAUGUGUACUCCUGGACAUAUCAAGCCUGAGGCUUGCUGCAGCUUCAGAGUUUCAUCACAGCAUUUCCAUUCCCAUAGCAUUGCCUGGACAUGAUCUUUACCCUCUUGCAACAUUUUAAUUAUAACAAUGAUUGCUAAUAUGCUAGCCUGGCUUUCUAGAAUGGCUCUUCACUGUUGGACU
Messenger RNA from Gavialis gangeticus (Gharial), 1936 nucleotides. Its product is annotated as ribonuclease inhibitor-like. Gene Ontology annotation, molecular function: protein binding. NCBI's taxonomy places the organism in Eukaryota, Metazoa, Chordata, Crocodylia, Gavialidae. Gene Ontology annotation, cellular component: cytoplasm. The record is from RefSeq and is a predicted model, not a curated record. The transcript has 11 exons.